Molecule: messenger RNA, 2361 nt
Organism: Pecten maximus
Lineage: Eukaryota; Metazoa; Mollusca; Bivalvia; Pectinida; Pectinidae
Product: putative ammonium transporter 1
Exons: 12
Coding region: 291-1832 (513 amino acids)
Biological process (GO): ammonium homeostasis; ammonium transmembrane transport
Cellular component (GO): membrane
Molecular function (GO): ammonium channel activity
Source: RefSeq, a predicted model, not a curated record
CAUUAACAAUUAUCACUUAAUAUAACUGGCUGUAUCAGAUAAAACAGAAACCCAGGUCAAACUCAGAUUUACAGUGAUCCGUGUGUCCUACAUACAGGUAGGCAUUACAUUUACCUGCUCCUAUCACACGCAUUUGAUGAUUUUCGACUCAGACCAUAGACAAAAUCACCGACCGUGACGCGUUUCAUAAGCAGUAGGAUCUACCGUUUACGCCAGUCUGCCGAGUUCUCGCGAGCGAGCCGGUGUGAAACACAUUUCAAGGAGUAUAAUUAUUUGUCUAGAAAUUCACUAUGGCACCAACAAAUGAGUCCAUGAUGGAAUUAAAAGCUGAGGUGGAAAUGUUGAAGGCCUGGCAGAGUUACACAAACGAUAAUAUGGAUCAGUUCUUUCUGGUCACAAUGGGAAUAAUUAUAUACCUGAUGCAGUGUGGGUUUGCCCUAUUGGAAGCUGGAUCUGUUCGAAGCAAGAACACAACAAACAUCCUCAUCAAAAAUCUGCUUGAUUCCUUUAUUUCUGGAUUUUUCUAUUGGCUGUUCGGGUAUGCAUUUGCGUUCGGUGGAGGGAAUGCGUUUAUAGGGACAGAGAACUUCGCCCAUAGCAAUCUAGAGGAAACUAUGUACGCCUAUUGGUUUUUCCACUUCGUGUUCGCGGCCACUGCCGCCACCAUAGUGUCUGGGGCUGUGGCUGAGAGGUGUGACUUCGUGGCAUAUCUCGUAUACAGUUCCCUCAUCACAGGUUUCAUAUAUCCCGUACUUUCUCACUGGGCGUGGUCGAGUGAGGGCUGGCUACUGAAGGGCUUUACGUAUACCGUCGACAAUGAGACAACGAUAGAGGUCUCAUAUAAUGAUUUUGCGGGAAGCGGAGUUGUGCAUAUGCUCGGUGGAAUUGCAGCCUUCUGUGGAGCCAAAAUAAUGGGUCCAAGGAUAGGAAGAUUCGAUAAGGAUACUGGUGCGCCUCUGGACAUCAAGGGUCACUCCGUUCCGUUGUCCGCCUUGGGUGGAUUUAUACUGCUUUUUGGAUUCUUCGCUUUUAACGGGUCGUCGCAAGGCGCCAUCUCUAAUGAGGGCGACGGAGCGGCCGUCGCUAUUGCUGUCAAAAACACCGUCAUGGCCGGAUCCUCUGGGGCGAUUGUAACGCUUGUAAUGAAUAAACUUCCGGCUAUCGGAGACAAAAAAUGGAGCUUCCUUACAACCCUGAACGGAGCCUUGACAGGAAUGGUGGCCGUAUGCGGACCAGCCAAUCAGAUCGAAACGUACGGAGCUCUGUGUGUUGGUGCUAUUGGUGGGUUGGCGUACAUGAUUACUACUUGGUUGGUGCUAUUCAAGUUCAAGGUCGAUGAUCCUUUGGAUGCAACUGCAGUACAUUUCGGUGGAGGCACCUGGGGAGUGAUCUCGGUAGCAUUUUUCUCAACAGACUUCGGCAUCCUGUACCAGUGGGACACACGCUCAGGACUGCACCUUGCCUGGCAGAUAGUAGGCAUAUUGGCCAUUGUUGCUUGGGGCGGUAUCCUGUGCUCGUUGAUGUUUUAUAUCCUGAAAUUACUAGGCCUCCUGAGAGUAUCAUUUGAAUAUGAAUUCAAAGGUUUGGACAUACCCAAACACGGCGAGCCUGCAUAUCCAGUGGAGUCAUACGGCCAUGGCUGGGAAGAGAAAGGAGACACACUUAGGUCUAUGAUCAAGGGUUCAACGACUGCCUUCUCCAAAACAAUCGCAGGGGAAAAGGGAGGCCUCCCGAUGACGAUGGAUGUGAAAGUCAAACGAGCAGGUGACAUAAAGAGCAUGGAAUCAAAUACAUCUCUAUCUUCAAUCAAGACUGACUCAACCCAGCUAUGAUCCCGAUGGCGAAUUAUCUCUCCUAAAACAUGCAAGUCACUAAAGUGCUGAAUACACCAGUGAAUAAGUUGAAUAUGGUCUACGUAAUUCUUUAGACUUUUCAAUCUCGAUUCAUACGUCUCUACAUCGGGAUCUUUAGCACCAAUCCGGAUUAUCUCCCUUCAAAAUGCAUACCUAUCUCAUCUUCUAAAAGUAGAUCAAAUAUAUUUAUAAGUUUUUACCUUUGCUAUUUCAUACCUAUUUUACAGGAUCAAUUUUUACAUGAUCAAUCUUAAUUUUAAAACAUGUUUGCGUUGAAUUAAUAUCACAAGGGAUGGUAACUGUUUUGAACAGACUACAAUUAUAUCUAUUUUGCUUAUGGUUAUGUUUUUCACGACAUGCAUUAAAGGUUUCAUUAACGCUAAAAGUAUGAAGAAUUUAUCAUAUUAUCAAAAAAAAUCCCAGGUCUGUUUUACCAACGUAUUCCAUGUGUGUCUUAUACGGUCCUUACAAUGAAACUGUAUUUCAGAUUAAAUUCAUAGUAAUAUCA